This is a messenger RNA of Delphinapterus leucas (beluga whale), 957 nucleotides long. The record is from RefSeq and is a predicted model, not a curated record. NCBI's taxonomy places the organism in Eukaryota, Metazoa, Chordata, Mammalia, Artiodactyla, Monodontidae.
AUGUCUAAGUCAGAGUCUCCCAAAGAGCCCGAACAGCUGCGGAAGCCGUUAUUCGGAGGUUUGAGCUUUGAAACAACCGAUGACAGUCUGAGGAGCCAUUGUGAGCAGUGGGGAACGCUCACAGACUGUGUGGUAAUGAGGGAUCCAAACACCAAGCGCUUCAGAGGCUUCGGGGUUGUCACGUAUGCCACUGUGGAGGAGGUGGAUGCAGCCAUGAAGGCAAGGCCACAGGAGGUGGGUGGAAGAGUUGGGGAACCAAAGAGGGCCGUCUCAAGAGAAGAUUCUCAAAGACCUGGGAAAAAGAUGUUUGUUGGUGGCAUUAAAGGAGACACUGAAGAACAUCACCUAAGAGACUAUUUUGAACAGUAUGGGAAAAUUGAAGUGAUUGAAAUCAUAACUGACCAAGGCAGUGGUAAAAAGAGAGGCUUUGCUUUAGUAAGCUUUGAUGACCAUGACUCUGUAGACAAGACUGUCAUUCAGAAAUACCACACUGUGAAUGGCCACGACUGUGAAGUAAGGAAAGCCCUAUCUCAGCAAGAGGUGGAUAGUGCUUCAUCCAGCCAAAGAGGUCAGAGUGGUUCUGGAAACUUUGGUGGUGGCCGUGGAGGAAACUUCAGUGGUCGAGCUGGCUUAGGUGGCAGCCGCGGUGGUGGUGGCUGUGGUGGCAGUGGGGAUGGCUAUAAUGGAUUCGGUAAUGAUGGAAGCAAUUUUGGAGGUGGUGGAAGCUACAAUGAUUUUGGCAAUUACAACAAUCAAUUUUCAAAUUUUGGACCCAUGAAAGGAGGAAACUUUGGAGGCAGAAGUUCUGGCCCCUGUGGUAGUAGAGGCCAAUACUUUGCCAAACCACGAAACCAAGGUAGCUGUGGUGGUUCCAGCAGCAGCAGUAGCUAUGGCAGCGGCAGGAGGUUGUAAUUACUGCCAGGAAACAAAGCUUAGCAGGAGAGGAGAGCCAGGGAA